Messenger RNA from Lethenteron reissneri (Far Eastern brook lamprey), 1444 nucleotides. RefSeq names its product estradiol 17-beta-dehydrogenase 11-like. NCBI's taxonomy places the organism in Eukaryota, Metazoa, Chordata, Hyperoartia, Petromyzontiformes, Petromyzontidae. Gene Ontology annotation, molecular function: steroid dehydrogenase activity; oxidoreductase activity, acting on the CH-OH group of donors, NAD or NADP as acceptor. The record is from RefSeq and is a predicted model, not a curated record. Gene Ontology annotation, cellular component: lipid droplet.
CGAUAACCUCGGCCCCUGAGGGGCGAGCGAGCCCGCACGGAGCGAACCGCACUCGGCGCGGCCACGGUGUAUGCACUCUGGUGGACGCGGAAGAGGGAGCUGCUCAGAGCGAGGCGUGCCGACUGCGACCUGCGCAAGGCGUCACCGCGACCGCCCUUCCCAGCACCUUCACGCCGAGCAGCCCACAACUCUCCGGCACGCUUCCUCCGUCGUCAGCAACAGCCGCCAAACUCCCUCCUCCCCACCGAGGGAACCGCCGCUCCAUCGCCACAUCUGACAACGCAGACCCCCCCCCCCCCCAACACGGACCCGGACCAUGGCAACGCUCGGCGACGUGCCCGUCUUGCUCCUGCUCCUGCUGCGGGUGCUGCUCGAGUGCUGCUGGGCGCUCCUCCUGUGGCCCCUGCGCCUGCUGCAGCUGCUGCCCCGCCAGACGCGCUCGGUGCGCGGCGACCUGUGCGUGGUGACGGGCGCCGCGCAAGGCAUGGGGCGCCUCACGGCCCUCGGACUCGCCCGCCUGGGCGCGCACGUGGCCGUGUGGGACAUCAACGGGGAAGGGGCGGAGGACACGGCGGCCCAGGCGCGGGAGCUCGGGGUGCAGGCGCGCGCCUACAAAGUGGACUGCAGCCGCAGGGAAGACAUCCAGCGUGCAGCGGAGCAGGUGAAGAAGGACAUGGGGGAGGUGUGCAUCUUGGUGAACAAUGCCGGGGUCGUGUUCGUGGACGACCUCCUCAGCCUCGAGGACCACGAGAUCCAGAAGACGUUUGACAUCAACAUCCUGGCUCACUUCUGGACUGUGCGCGCCUUCCUGCCCAGCAUGCUGGAACGAAACAACGGCCACAUCGUCACCGUGGCCUCGAUGAGCGGCAAAAUUGGCACGCCCUUCUUGGUCAACUACAGCUCCUCGAAGUUCGCCGCCGUGGGUUUCUCCGAGGCUCUGCAAGCGGAGCUGCGCUUGCUCGGCCGGGACGGUGUCCGCACCACCUGCCUGUGCCCCUACUUCGUGAACACCGGCUUCGUGCAGAACCCCCAAUCACGGUUCGUCGACGUGCUGGAGCCCGAGGCGGUGGUGUCGCGCCUCCUCUCCGCGAUCCUCGCCGGAGAAACCCUCGUGCUCAUCCCUUCCUCCAUGCAUUUCAAUAUUCUCUUAAAGAGCCUGCUCCCCACCCGCGCCCUACAAGCGAUCUACGCCACGAUGGCGAUCAGCUUCAAAACCCGCGCCGGCCUCGCGGGGACGAAGACGAGCGGCGAGGAGGCGCAGGAGCCCGGAGCGGAGCGCGGAGCCAAGGUGCGCCUCUGAGAGCCUCCCAACAUCCAGCCCUGGAGGGCCGGGGCUGGAUGUUGUGGCAACGUGUCUGCUCGGAUCUCUCGACACACGCGGAGACGCCCUGAAAAAGAGGGGAAUGCUGAUCCCGCAGUCGCCAAAUAAAAAAAACCUGACGAA